Cyanidioschyzon merolae strain 10D is the source of this 3129-nucleotide messenger RNA. Its product is annotated as eukaryotic translation initiation factor eIF-3 subunit C. The coding region runs from base 1 to 3129 and encodes 1042 amino acids. Gene Ontology annotation, cellular component: eukaryotic translation initiation factor 3 complex. The record is from RefSeq and is a predicted model, not a curated record. Gene Ontology annotation, molecular function: translation initiation factor activity; translation initiation factor binding; RNA binding. Lineage: Eukaryota; Rhodophyta; Bangiophyceae; Cyanidiales; Cyanidiaceae. Gene Ontology annotation, biological process: translational initiation. The transcript has a single exon.
AUGACUUCACGCUUCUUUGCAACCGGCGACACUUCCGAAGAGGAGUCCUCCUCGUCUUCGGGGGAGCUCUCCGAUGCGGUGGACGUCGUGCCGCGCGCCGGAUCCGGGCCAGCUCGCGUCACAGGUGCCACCGGCGCAGUGAGUUCCACCGUGGGAGGAGGGUUCAGCAGGGCCCGGUUUCUCAUGGAUGAGGACGAAUCAGACUCCGACAGCGAUGGAAGACGAGUCGUAAAGUCCAAGGAGACGAAAAAGUAUGAGGCGCUUGUGCACUCGCUUCGGCAGUUGCGAAAUCACCUCAAAAUUAACGACUGGACCAGCGUGCAGCAAGAUUUUGACGAGCUAAACCGACGCUUGGAGCGGGCACUGUCCACGGACGUUGCCAGAGGCGGGCGUCCGCCUGUGCCGCGUCCCUAUGUGAAAGCGCUAGUACUUUUGGAGGACGAGAUCGCAAAAACGCUCGCAGAGAAACCGAAAUUAAGCAAAACGAAUACCAAGGCACUGAACACGACUCGGCAGCGCCUUCGCAAAAAUAACCGAGAGUACGAAGAAGCAAUCAACGAGUACAGAGCCAGUGGCGCGGAUCCCUGGGAAUCGAGUGAAGCGGGUGCGAGCUCAUCCGGCGAGUCAGAAACGCCCGAACUCGAGACCUUGGAACCUGAAGUUCUCGAUCGCAAACGUAGAUCGGGAAAAGCAAGCUUCGUUGGAUCGCGUCCAGCUGGCACUGCCCGCGGUACGUCGGAAGCUUCAUCGUCGUCGGCCGGCACCGCCAGUGACACCGACAGCGAAAGCAAAUCCGAUGCAUCGUCUUCCUGGGCUACUUCGAGCUCCGAUGAGGACGAAAGCUCAAGUGAGGAAUCGUCAGAGAGCCUAGCAGCAGAGGAACCUGCAGAGGCUGUGCGCGGUGCGAGAGCGGCUCGCUGGCUCCGACGCGAGUCAUCCGCCUCCUCCUCAUCAUCCUCGUCGCUUUCAUUAUCGAGAAGUGAUGAAAGUUCUGACGAUUCCUCCGUAUCGGGACGUCGCGGGCGACAGGAGCGACGCGCCCGUGCGGUGAGACGCAAGAGCCGUGCCGACGAGGACGCCGAUGGAUUCAUCAGGAAAUACGCAUCGCCGGCUCGUGAGGAGAAACCCGAGGAUCUAACCGCCGAGCAGGUGGAAGAGCGCAUCGUACAACUUGUUGCUGCUCGCGGACGCAAAGGAACGGAUCGCCGCGAACAAGUACGGCAAAUGGAGUGGCUUUCCCGGGCCGCAAAGACGCCAGCACAGCUCGUGCGCGUUCUGCUACAUAUGAUCGCCGCCCAGUUCGAUCUUGGGCAUACCCUCGGCGUCAUGCCCCGGGAUAUGUACCAGGCUGCUGCAAACACGGCGGAAAGGUUACUGCAGAUCGCAAAGUCACACCCCAAAGUUGUGCGCUCGGCGAUCCGCGACUUGGGAGCAGCAUCCGGCGCUCUGGGGUCGACCGAAGCCGAAACCCUCGAAUACGUGAUGGUGGAUUUUGCGGCUCUUGUCGAACGUUUGGACGAUGAACUGACCCGUGCUUUCCAAGCAUCGAAUCCGCACUCCACAGAAUACGUGGAACGGCUGCGAGACGAACCUCGCUGGCUUGAUUUCGCACGACGAGUUCAGCACUACUAUGAAGAACAGGUGGGGGAUGCGUGCCAAGCGGCGCGCGUCGCAGCUCGUCGCAUUCUGCACCUUUACUAUCAGACAAGCGCUAUGUACCAGCGCAUGCGUCUCUUGAAGAGUGCAACGGAACCAGCUGCUGAGGAAGCGGAAGGGUCUGACCUGGAAACGCUUUUCACGGAGUUGACGGUCCUCGUGUACCGCCACGGCGACGAACGAGCCAAGGCGGAAACAAUGCUCGCGCAUGUGUACCACCUCGCCAUCGAGAAUCAAUUCUUUCGGGCCCGAGACCUUUUCUUGAUGACGCAUCUGCAGGAGAGCAUUCAGCAGCAGGAUAUUGGCUUGCAGAUCAUGUACAACAGGGCGCUGGCCCAGCUCGGUCUUUGUGCAUUCCGCUGUGGUCUCAUUGGCGAAACCCAUGCCUGUCUCGCUGAUCUCUGUUCACCUCCGCAGUUCUUUGAUCCGCGUACUGGAACUGCCUCCACAUCCAUGUCGAGGAUCCGAGAACUGCUCGCUCAGCAUGCACCCCCGACGCGUCCAGCUGGACCAGGGACAGUCAACAGUAACGCCUCUGACGCGGAUCGACGCCGACAAGUCCCUUUCCACAUGCAGAUCUCGACUGAACUCCUUGAAGCUGUUCACUUGACAUCGGCGAUGCUCCUCGAGGUGCCACUGAUGGCUGCGGUAUCCGCUCGCAACGCGGACUGGCUCGCUCGGAUCGAUGCUUCAGCCCAUGGUGAAUUGUUCACCAGUGGGUGGAAUCAGAAUCUGCCGCAAGCUAGUGGACUGAGUAGUCUACAGCAACAAGCGCGACAAGUAAGCGUUUCGCGGGCUUGGCAGCAUUUCAUGCGUGGCUCACUCCGAGGUCAGAUAUCGGGGCCACCUGAGAACACCCGCGAUCACAUUGUAGUGGCGAGCAAGCAUCUGCUGCAGGGUGACUGGCGUGCUGCCUAUGAAGUGCUCGCGAGCGCCAAGGUAUGGGCCCAGCUUGAACCUGGCCUGAGUGAUUCGGCUUCCAGUCAGGAAAGUGCGGCUGGACAAGCAACACAGGCGGCGUCAUCCGCUGAGACCGAAGGGCCCCCGACUGGCCGUCAUGCAUCGUGCUUGAGUCGUUUGCAGCCCCAGCUGAAGGAGGCUGCGCUCAAGGCGUUCGUACUAGCCUAUGCCCCAUACUGUGACACGUUUGCCCUAGAGACAGAAUUGGCCGAGCACUUUGAAUUGGAACCUCGACGCAUUCAUGCGAUUCUGAGCAAGAUGAUCGUUCAGGGCGAGCUGUCGGCCCGUUGGGAUCAACCCACCGGGGUACUUGCGGUGCAUCAUCGGCAUAUGACGCGGCUCCAACGCCUCAGCAUCGCGUGGGCCGAGAAACUCACGCAGCUGCUGGAGAACAACGAGCGACUCGUAGACAUGCGGUCGGAUGUAGAAUUGGCCACAUCCUCAGCGGCAGACCCCGAGCAUACGCCUUCGGCGGCUAGUAGUGCCGGGCACGGCCCACGCGUCAGCGCCUAG